AUGGUGGUAGCUGCACCAGCAUCAGAUUUGCCAAGUAUAUCACCAACAUCUACUACAGCUGCGCCUAGUUUACCGCCACCACCUCCCCCAUCAUUACCUGGCUUACCACCACCACCUCCACCACCUGGGCCUGGUUUACCUCCACCACCUCCGCCACCUGGGCCUGGUUUACCGCCACCGCCUCCUGGGGCACCAGGUCUACCUCCGUCACAUGGCACCAACUUAUUACCAAAAGCAAGCUCAAAAUUAAAGAUUUUUAACUGGACCAAAAUUCCUCAGCAUAAAAUUGUAAACAAAACAAACAUAUGGACUAUAAUGGCAAAUGAUCGCCAAUACAAAUGUGUAGAAAUGAUUGAUUUCAAAGGCAUCGAAGGAUUAUUCUGUUUGCAAACUCAAAAUAAAAUCAAUAAAGGUGCAGAUGUGCUGGAUGGUAGUAGUAGCAGUAGUUUGUGUAAAAAGCCUGAAAAGGAACCGAAAAAAAUACUAUUGCUGGAUGCUCAGAGCAGCCUGAAAGUAAACAUAUUCUUAAGCCAAUUUAAAGGCUAUAAUUCAGAAGAUAUUGUCCAACUAAUACGCUCUGGCGACAAUAAAAUUAUAAAUCUGGAAAAACUUAAAGACUUGGUAAAAUUUGUGAAAAAUGAAGAUGAUAUGACAUUAUUAAAAAACUUUAAGGGAGAUCGUGAACGUUUGGGAAAUGCUGAGAAGUUUUUAAUUUCAUUGGUGGAAUUGUCGAACUACCAAUUACGCAUUGAUUGCAUGUUACUUAAAGAAGAAUAUGCUCUGAACAUAGAAUAUUUGGAGCCCAGCUUAACUGCCAUUUUAAAAGCUGGGAAUGAUCUCAUAACGUGUAAAAUGUUACAAGAUAUUUUAGGUAUUAUAAUCGUUAUUGGAAAUUUUCUAAAUUCCGGUCGCUAUGCUGGCAAUGCAACGGGCAUUGAGUUAUCUUCCUUGAACCAAUUAACAGAGUUAAAGGCUAAUAAAACAGGCAUGCAUUUGCUGCACGUUAUAGCCAUGGAUAUCGAGAGAAAUUAUCCUGAACUAUUGGAUUUUAGCAAUGAAUUAGGCUUUUUACAAAAUGUUUCAAAAGUCAAUAUAGAUCAAAUUGAAACGGAUAUUAAGGGUUUGGAAUGUGCCUUGGAUGUUAUUCAACAACAAAUGAAACUGUCAACAACCGAUGAGGACAUCAAACAGCAAAUGGGUGAAUUUUUAGAAAAUGCAGCAGAUAAAAUGGAGUUUUUGAGAAAACAAUUUGAAGAAUUGAAAUCUUUACGCGUUACAAUGGCUGAGUAUUUUUGUGAGGAUGUGGCCACUUUUAAAGUGGAAGAAUGCUUUGAUAUAUUCCAUAAGUUUUGCCUACAAUUCAAGAAGGCUCUAAAGGAAAACGAACGACGUCAACAGUUGGAAAUACAGGCCCAAAAGAGACAGCAGCAAAAAGAAGAACAAUUAGCUGCAAAAGAUGGAUGUGGUAAGUAA
Messenger RNA from Calliphora vicina (urban bluebottle blowfly), 1473 nucleotides. Its product is annotated as FH2 domain-containing protein 1-like. The transcript has 5 exons. The record is from RefSeq and is a predicted model, not a curated record. Gene Ontology annotation, biological process: actin nucleation. Gene Ontology annotation, molecular function: microtubule binding. Gene Ontology annotation, cellular component: actin filament. NCBI's taxonomy places the organism in Eukaryota, Metazoa, Arthropoda, Insecta, Diptera, Calliphoridae. The coding region runs from base 1 to 1473 and encodes 490 amino acids.